UUUUUCCGUGCGAGUAACUGCUGAACCCGCCGUAACGGCGCUGCGAGCGCAAAACUUGUUUUUCACCCUCACCGCUUCCCUUGCCACCACAUGCCUGUUGCGUCUCCCGCCAAAACCGAAGAGCGCGGCGACGAGUCGUGCCGUCUUGGCAGCCGUUCGGUGUUUCAAACAGCCACUUCAUAACGGAUUUGGCCUUUUAUCUAACUGCAUUUUAUGAAACUACUAACGUCGUCAACAGCGGGUGAAUCGGUGCUGCAAAGGUGCGUCAAAAUAGUUUUCUGCACGCUUGACUUGCAACAAUGUACGUGUCUAAUCUUCAAAACGAGUUCUACUUAGAGGUGAUCAAGAGCCGAGUUUUGGUUAUUAUUGCUGCGGAUGUGGAUGCUGUAGCGGCGUGCCGCAUUUUGCAGCAGUUGUUUCACUCCGACAAUGCGCUCUACACGCUUGUGCCGGUGUCGAAGAAAACGGCCGUGGCAGCAGCAUACCGCGACCACGGUGAAGGAAUUAAGAACGUCAUCUUACUGAAUUGCGGUGCGACGUGGGACGUAAUCGAAGAGUGCAAGCCUGAAGACGACGACGUGGUUUUCUACAUAGCCGAUAGCAAUCGACCAGUGCACAUUCACAACGUCUACAACACAAGUCAAGUCCGCCUGCUAAUGCCGUCUUUGCCCGAGGAAGGUGUGCCCGCCUACGAUGAUCUUUUCAAAGAGGACGAAGAUGAAGACGAGGAUGACAUGUCAAUAGAAGAAGUCGUCGACCGACGGAGAGAGCGACGUGAGUGGGAGGAACGUCGCAAACAGCUUCUGUUUGAGUACACCGAGUUCAGCUACCACGGUAAAGCAACCGCUGUUACCAUGUUCGAAAUGAGUUUCAAGAUGACUCGAGACACGCCAGAAAUUCUCUGGUGGGCGAUCAUCGGGCAGUCAGAGCAGUACAUCUCCGGAAAAAUUGAACACAAUCGGUAUGUUCUAGAGGCUGGGGACCUCCAGGCGCAUGUUUCCCGUCAGAUCCAAAGAAGAACUGCCGCACUAGAUCCCUUGGCAGUCCAAAUAUCGUUUGACCAGGAGCUACAUCUUCCUCUGUACACGCAUUGGUCCCUCAUGGAGAGCUUGCGAAACACCCCAAAUAUUUUCUGCAAAUUUAAGUUGUGGACUCAAAAAGGCUACCGCAAACUACAGGAGUUUCUUGCAGAACUUGGCUUACCACUUCUACAGUGUAAGCAGCAGUAUGCUUCAAUGGACAUCAACCUAAGGAACAAUGUGAAAGAGUGGAUGUGCGAUAUGGCUGAGAAGUAUGGGCUUGAGAACCUACUUUUCGCUUGCUUCACUGGCAAAUGUGGCUAUCGGGACCACUUCUUUGCCUCUGAUGCUGCAUAUGGGCUUAUGGCUCUGCUUGAGUCGCCUGUAGAUGAUGUGACAACCAACUUCUUUAACACACUAGAUGCACUUUCAUGGUCGAACACAGAGCUGCUGCGUAAUGGCAUCCAGCUGGCAAAAGACCGCUUGAUAGCCACCACGCAACAGGUACACUCUUUCAUGGAUCUUGGCAGUAUCAUUUGUGCUGGGCCCUUUCUGUAUGGCACUGUGCAGGAGGGCGCCCAACACAGUCGGCUCUUUGGAUGGCCAAGUGGGCUCUUUCAAUUGGCCCGGUGUGCAUUGCAGGCAUAUGUGGCCAACACCAAGAGCCGUCGCUUUGCCAGCCUUCCCCUUGUACUAGCAGCUGACUAUUCAAGUGACCCUGCUUACACUCUAGUUGUUGGCAUCCCACCACUGUCUGAAGACUCGCCGAAGAACUUUUUUGGUCGUGCGUUUGAGCGAGCUAGCACAAUGACUCAUUGUACAUAUCAUGCUGACUUUUUUUUUUCGCCGGCUGUUUUAGUUUACAAACAGGAUCGGGGCAAGUUUCUAGAUGCUCUUGUGUCAUUGUUGGUAUGAUUCAUUACGAGGCUGCCUUCGGUUGCAGCUGCCAUGCCACUGUAGUUUGUGGGCUGUAUAUAAUGUAAGAUACCUUGUUUUCUGUUUGCAAUUCUUUUAAUGGACAAUGCAAGCACAAUUAUAACACUAGUCGGAGCAGAUAAUUCUGCCGUGUUUUUAAUACUAUUUAUUCAAUGUAUAUUUAUAAGGGCUGCCUGCAUGUUUUUACAAAAACGUCAUUCACCGUAAUUUUUUUCGGUGUAGUGUACUAUUGUACAGAAGUUGCGAUCGUCAUGGAACCUGUCAUCUGACUGUUGAUGAAUAAUUGCCAUUUGAUGAUAUUAUUCAUGACAAAUAUAGAUUGACUUGCAAUGUCAGUGAUAAACAACUCUUAUUGUUAUGGGUCUGAUAUGCUGUAUCAUUGAAUGAACUUGCAUCUAUGUGUAAAUGUACUAAUCAGCAAUUGUGUAAUGUAUAAUGGUGCAGUUCUGUAUGUUGUAUUGGACAUUGUUGGCUUUUGUUGUAACAAGUACUAUAGAUCACCCUGCCUGUAAGGUACUACUGCAAAUGCAAUAUUCCAAAACUGGUCUUGUAUUCUGCCAUUGCUAGUAACAGUAAGUGUAGACUACUAGAGUAGAGUUUUUGUACAUGUGGCAUGCCUUCUCUGAAGGAAGCCUUUCCUUAGCUCAUUUUGUCUUUAUUAUAAUGUGAUCAGAAAACUUUACAAAAAAUUCUGAAUGAAUUGGAAAAAUUAUCUGGGUUGUUGCAGCAGGCCAAGGAAGUUUUUGUGUGUGGCGCAGUGGUACCCGAGUGUGAACCGAGGUGCUCGAGUUUUUGUUUGUUACAACCAUAUGAAGCAAACAGACAAUGAAGCCAGAAAAAGCAUACGGAAUAUUAACUGCUAUUGAUUGAAAAUUUCAAAAUAAUAAAGAAAAGGGAGAUGAAAGUGGUUGAAAAAACUUGUCGGUAGGAGCUGAACCCACAUCUCCUGCAUUACACGUGCGGUGCUUUGUCAUUAAGCUGCCGUGGUGACUGUCCUUCCAUCAACUUGGGUAUUUGUGUAUGUGGACAAGAUUAGCACUGGGGGUGUUAGCCAUUGCCACUGACAGCCAUGGUGAUAGAUUUGGGGCAACUUAUCAACUACAGAUUAGAAGCCGGGUGUUCUACCUCUGCUCCACGCCACCACCUCCACCAAACACAAGAGACAGGAAGAGAGCGGUGUGGAUCAGCGAACAAACGGA
Dermacentor silvarum is the source of this 3154-nucleotide messenger RNA. RefSeq names its product cell division control protein 45 homolog (gene Cdc45). The transcript has 2 exons. NCBI's taxonomy places the organism in Eukaryota, Metazoa, Arthropoda, Arachnida, Ixodida, Ixodidae. Gene Ontology annotation, molecular function: single-stranded DNA binding; chromatin binding; DNA replication origin binding. The coding region runs from base 300 to 1934 and encodes 544 amino acids. Gene Ontology annotation, biological process: DNA replication initiation; double-strand break repair via break-induced replication; mitotic DNA replication preinitiation complex assembly. The record is from RefSeq and is a predicted model, not a curated record. Gene Ontology annotation, cellular component: DNA replication preinitiation complex.